AUGGCAUUAGUUUCUGGAGGAAGAUCAACCCUAAACCCCAAUGCACCACUCUACAUUCCGGCUGCUUUUCGUCAAGUGGAGGAUUUUUCUCCGGAAUGGUGGCAGCUGGUGACAACACUGACAUGGUACCAUGACUACUGGCUUAACCAGCAGCAUGAUGAUGAAGGCUUCUACGUUGAUGAAUUUUCUGGCAAUGAUGUGGUUGAUUUGCUUCCUGAUGCAUUUGAUCUUGAUCUGAAUGAUGAUGAUGAUGAUCUUUCUAUUGAAGCUCAGCUUGAAGAGUUUAUCAAGUCUUCGGAAGCUCAAGAGGAAGCUUUUGCAGAGUCGGGAUAG
Lathyrus sativus (Indian pea) is the source of this 333-nucleotide messenger RNA. NCBI's taxonomy places the organism in Eukaryota, Viridiplantae, Streptophyta, Magnoliopsida, Fabales, Fabaceae. The record is from the annotation of a GenBank genome assembly.